AUGAAGAGGUGCGAAUCUUAAAGUGCAACUGGCUAUCAAACAAAAAGGUCAAGCUCUCUUCUUCUCCCUUCUUUCCUCGUGUAGCCAUUAUCCUCCGAUCAGUCAACCAGACAUGACAGACAAACCUAAAUCAAUCCAUGAUUUCACAAUCAAGGAUGCUUAUGGAAAUAACGUGGAUCUUGGCAUCUACAAAGGAAAAGUUCUACUUGUAAUCAACGUUGCCUCCAAAUGUGGAUUGACGAAUUCCAACUAUGAUGAAUUAAAUCAACUCUAUGCAAAAUACAAAGAUGAAGGUUUGGAGAUCUUAGCGUUUCCAUGCAAUCAAUUUGGGGAAGAGGAGCCUGGGAGUAACGAACAAAUUCUAGAGUUUGUUUGCACUCGAUACAAAUCAGAGUUUCCCAUUUUUGACAAAAUUGAAGUGAAUGGUGAUAAUGCUGCACCAGUGUACAAGUUCUUGAAGUCUGGAAAAUGGGGGAUCUUUGGGGAUGACAUUCAAUGGAACUUUGCAAAAUUCCUGGUUGAUAAGAAUGGACAACCUGUCGAACGUUAUUACCCCACAACUUCACCUCUCACAAUCGAGCGAGAUGUGCAGAAACUCGUGGGUGCCUUGGAUGCUUCAUCAUAGAAUCACAGAAGGCUUUUUGUUUCCAUGAGAGAUUAAUGUGUAAUGGAGUUUGAACUCAUGGAGUGACAUUUCAAAACAACAACGUUUUAGCAUUUCUUAAUUUUUUGUUGAAAGCUUAAGAGAAGUGGCUAUUUUUUUAGCAAACUUUGUUUCACAAUACACACAUGUAUGUAUUCACACAAAUGAAUUUUCUGUAAAAUUAACCACAAACAAUACAAAUACACAAUGACAAUGUCACAUUUCAAGACA
Molecule: messenger RNA, 874 nt
Organism: Lactuca sativa (garden lettuce)
Lineage: Eukaryota; Viridiplantae; Streptophyta; Magnoliopsida; Asterales; Asteraceae
Product: glutathione peroxidase 1
Biological process (GO): response to oxidative stress
Molecular function (GO): peroxidase activity
Source: RefSeq, a predicted model, not a curated record